Messenger RNA from Cornus florida, 1836 nucleotides. RefSeq names its product aspartic proteinase-like. The coding region runs from base 84 to 1616 and encodes 510 amino acids. Gene Ontology annotation, biological process: proteolysis; lipid metabolic process. Gene Ontology annotation, molecular function: aspartic-type endopeptidase activity. NCBI's taxonomy places the organism in Eukaryota, Viridiplantae, Streptophyta, Magnoliopsida, Cornales, Cornaceae. The record is from RefSeq and is a predicted model, not a curated record. The transcript is spliced from 14 exons.
UAUUCACUCUCCCAACUUUCUCUACACACACACACACACACACACAGUUAUAUGCUUAGCAUCUCAAGUCUUAAAAGGUUAAAAUGGGAAUCAAAUUGAAAGUCAUUCUGGUGUCUAUGUUCCUGUCAUCCUUCUUGUUUCCACUAGCCUGUUCUGUGUCCAAUGAUGGGUUGAUUAGAAUUGGACUGAAAAAGAUGAAAUUUGAUCAAAAUAACCGGCUUGCUGCACGGCUGGAGUCCAAGGAAGGGGAGUCAUUGAGAGCUUCUAUAAGGAAGUAUCAUCUCCGUGGAAAGCUUGGACACUCUGAAGAUACAGAUAUUGUAGCACUAAAGAACUACAUGGAUGCUCAGUAUUUUGGCGAGAUUGGUAUUGGGACACCCCCUCAAAAGUUUACUGUAAUCUUUGACACAGGCAGCGCUAAUCUGUGGGUGCCAUCAUCAAAGUGCUUAUUUUCGGUUCCAUGUUAUUUCCAUUCAAAGUACAAGUCAAGCCAAUCAAGUACCUACAAGGAGAAUGGGAAAUCUGCUGAAAUUCACUACGGUACUGGCUCUAUUUCCGGAUUCUUUAGUCAAGACAAUGUCAAAGUGGGCGAUCUAGUUGUCAAGAAUCAGGAAUUUAUCGAGGCAACUAGUGAGCCCAGUGUCACAUUUUUAGUGGCCAAGUUUGAUGGUAUACUUGGACUUGGCUUCCGUGAAAUUUCAGUUGGAAAUGCUGUUCCAGUGUGGGAAAACAUGGUCAAACAACGUCUUGUUAAGGAGCCAGUAUUCUCAUUUUGGCUCAACCGAAAAGUGGAGGAAAAAAAAGGGGGUGAAAUCGUGUUUGGUGGAGUUGAUCCAAAACACUACAAGGGUAAGCACACAUAUGUUCCACUGACACAGAAAGGCUAUUGGCAGUUUGAUAUGGGCGACAUUCUCAUUGGUGAUAAACCAACUGGGUACUGUAGUGGUAGUUGUUCCGCGAUUGCAGAUUCUGGAACUUCUUUAAUAGCUGGUCCAACGACUGUGGUCACGAUGAUAAAUCAUGCAAUUGGAGCCUCUGGAAUUGUUAGCCAGGAAUGCAAGUCAGUAGUUGAACAGUAUGGGCAAAUAAUCAUUGACUUGCUUUUAGCAGAGACAAAGCCAAAGAAGAUAUGCUCCCAAAUUGGACUGUGCACCGGCUUUGAUUGUAUGGGCAUCGAGAGUGUAGUGGAUAAGAAGAAUGGUGGCAGAUCAGCUGGUUUACGUGAUGCUAUGUGCUCUGCUUGUGAAAUGACAGUGGUGUGGAUGCAAAGCCAGCUUAGGCUGAAUCAGACACAAGAUCAUAUAUUGAACUACGUCAAUGAGCUUUGUGAUCGACUCCCGAGCCCACUGGGUGAAACAGCUGUGGACUGCAAAAGUAUUUCUUCCAUGCCUGGUGUUUCCUUCACUAUUGGUGGUAAAGUUUUUGACCUUUCGCCAGACGAGUAUAUACUCAAGGUAGGUGAGGGUGCCGCGGCGCAGUGCAUUAGUGGUUUUACUGCUUUGGACGUUCCUCCUCCUCGUGGACCUCUCUGGAUCUUGGGAGAUAUCUUCAUGGGCCGCUACCACACCGUAUUUGAUUCUGGUAAGCUGAGAGUUGGGUUUGCAGAAGCAGCAUAAAUACACUCACCUGUACUGCUCCUAGCUUCUCCAAAUUCCAUGUUUCUGUGCUUCUUGUUAAUAAAUAGAUUACAAAACUCGAUUAUUCGUAUCUGUAAAUAUUUCAGUCCUUUCCUACUUUUAAUAACAAAUGUUCUGUGAAUGUUGAAUACUCGUAUCUUUGUCGAUGCUUCUUUCCUGAGUUGCUUGGUUACAUUACAUUUGGCUCCAUUAUGGUAUU